CUUCCUCUCUCGUCCACACACUGAUCUCCAGCCCAAACCUCAUCCUCAAUCCCGCCUCUACCAACCUUGUCAUCCAUUUCUCCACCCGCCAUGCUUCCGCCUUCGCCACUUCCCGACCAUGUCCUCCUCUCUCUCCUCCGCGUCCCUGCCACCACCACCACCACCACCACCUCCUCCCUCUCCAUCGGACACACCCGGCCACCGCCGCCACUUCCUCCCCUUGCUCUCCGCCGCGGCCACCGCCGACCUCCCCUUCUCCACCCGUCUCCUCCACCCACCCGCCCCCACCACGUCUUCCUAUAACACCCUCAUCCGCUCCCUCUCCCGCUCCCGCGACUGCAAGCCCCUCGCCCUCCGCCUCUACCGCCGGAUGCUCUUCGACGGCGCCGCCGCCCCGCCGGACAAUUUCACCUUCCCCGUCGUCCUCAGGGCCGCUGCCUUCCUCUCCGCCCUCCCGGAAGGCACCCAGAUCCACGCCCAGAUCCUCAAGCUCGGCUUCUCCUCGGAUACGUACGUCGCCAAUAGCCUCAUCCAUUUCUACGCCUCCUGCGGUCUCCAAUCUCUCGCUCGCCAACUGUUCGAUAGAAUGCUCCGGAGAACGCGCGUCUCUUGGAACGUUACCAUCGACGGAUACGUCGCUAAUGGGGACCAUGGCACCGCUUUGGACCUCUUCAGAGAGAUGCAGAGAUUGUUCGCGCCGGAUGAGUACACUCUUCAGAGCGUUAUCUGUGCUUGUGGGGGAAUCGGGUCUUUGUCCCUGGGGAUGUGGGCUCAUGCCUUCAUAUUCAAAAACUUCGACGACAAAGUGGCGAAUGAUGUUCUGAUAAACAAUUCCUUGCUCGACGCAUACUCAAAAUGCGGAUCGAUAACUAUCGCUCGUCAAGUUUUUGACAGAAUGCCCACGCGGGAUGUGACCUCGUGGAAUGUGAUGAUUCUUGGGCUGGCGAUGCAUGGCCAUGUCGACGAGUGCUUCGAGGCCUUUGCACGAAUGUCGGAAGAGGAGGAGAAAUUGAAGCCCAAUUCGAUCACAUUCGUCGGCAUUCUGAGUGCAUGCGACCAUGGGGGUUUGGUCGAUGAGGGUAGAAAAUAUUUCGAUUUGAUGGUUACCGAAUUUGGGAUUGAACCAAGAAUUGAGCACUACGGCUGCAUGGUUGAUCUUCUAGCUCGAGCGGGGUUGAUAGAAGAAGCUCUAGACCUGGUGUCGAACAUGCGAUGCAAGCCUGAUGCCGUGAUUUGGCGGAGUCUUCUCGAUGCUUGUUGCAAGAGAAAUGCAGGAGUUGAGGUCAGCGAGUCAGUUGCCAGGCGGGCUCUAGAAUUUGAGGACGUCGGCACAAGCGGUGUUUAUGUUCUUCUGUCGAGAGUAUAUGCCUCGGCAAACCGGUGGAAUGAUGUAGGUUUGGUUCGGAAGCUAAUGGUUGAUGUGGGGAUCAGAAAGGAGCCAGGCUGCAGUUCGAUUGAGAUGGAUGGUGUUGUUCAUCAUUUUGUUGCUGGCGAUACGUCUCAUCCUCGGUCGGAAGAAAUAUACGGGAUGCUUCGUGAAGUGGAAGGCAAAUUGGUUGGGUAUAAACCAGACUCCUCGCAGGCACCAAUGGUGGCUGAGUUUGAUAAUGCGAGAGAAGACUCGCUUCGCUUCCACAGCGAGAGGCUGGCUAUAGCUUUUGGGCUGCUUAACAGGACGCCAGGGACCCCAAUUAGGAUAUUGAAGAACCUGAGGGUGUGCGGAGACUGCCACGCCAUAACUAAACUGAUCUCACAAGAGUACAAUGUGGAGAUCAUCGUGAGAGACCGAACUAGAUUUCACCAUUUCAGAGAUGGUUUAUGUUCUUGCAUGGAUUAUUGGUGAUGGUUCGAGUCAAGUCUCAUUUCAGAGAUUUCACCAUUCGAUAAACUUGGCUCGAGCUGCUAAUUGCUGGAGUCAUCGUUGACCAGCUGAACGAGUCUCCAAUAUAAUGAAAUAAAACUGUAUUUUUUGGCUUCUGCAAUUGAAACGAAUGGAUAUAGGAUCUGCACUGCAUAUCAUGAGCAUGCUGACGGUCAUACUAAUAGUAAUUUGGUUUAGCCGAGGAAGAUUGUUUCAUGUUGCAUUAAGUAGGCAUGAGCUGCAGCUCAUGCAGUGUUGAUUCGAGAUAGAUUUUCAUGGCGUCGGACCGUAUAUAGAGAUAUGUAGUAAGCUUAUCUGGCUGUCCUAACGGUUAAGGUAGUAGCAUUUUACUGCAGAAUAAAUUUUGAA
Molecule: messenger RNA, 2230 nt
Organism: Phoenix dactylifera (date palm)
Lineage: Eukaryota; Viridiplantae; Streptophyta; Magnoliopsida; Arecales; Arecaceae
Gene: CRR28
Product: Tetratricopeptide repeat (TPR)-like superfamily protein
Biological process (GO): RNA modification
Molecular function (GO): protein binding; zinc ion binding; RNA binding
Source: RefSeq, a predicted model, not a curated record